Molecule: messenger RNA, 1767 nt
Organism: Capsella rubella
Lineage: Eukaryota; Viridiplantae; Streptophyta; Magnoliopsida; Brassicales; Brassicaceae
Product: phenylalanine--tRNA ligase alpha subunit, cytoplasmic
Exons: 18
Coding region: 90-1547 (485 amino acids)
Biological process (GO): phenylalanyl-tRNA aminoacylation
Cellular component (GO): cytosol; phenylalanine-tRNA ligase complex; cytoplasm
Molecular function (GO): phenylalanine-tRNA ligase activity; tRNA binding; ATP binding
Source: RefSeq, a predicted model, not a curated record
AAAUGGGAUUAAGCGGCGUUUACUCUGAUUGACCGGAAGAGAUAGAAAGAAGAGAGAGCAGGGGGCAAAGCUCUUUCGAUAAAACCUAAAUGGCGGAAGAGGCGAUACUCCGGUUCCUGCAGAACAAUGAACAGAUCACGGAUUCGGGUCACUUCGCUGCCGAAUUCAACCUCGACCACAACGAAGUCGUCAAUGUCAUCAAAAGUCUCCAUGGUUUUCGUUACAUUGAUGUUCAGGACUUAAAAAAAGAGACUUGGGUUCUGACUGAUGAAGGGAAGAAAUAUGCAGCAGAAGGCUCACCAGAAGUACAACUUUUCCUAGCUGUGCCAGAAGAAGGUAGCAUAUCAAAAGAUGAGCUCCAGAAAAAGCUAGCUCCUUCUGUUUUCAAGAUCGGCUGUUCACAAGCUGGAAAAAACAAGUGGGUGGAAAUGGGGAAGCAAGUCUCGAGGAAGAUUCAACAUGUAGAAGAUAAAGUGAAAGGCCAGCUUUUACAAAUACAAGAAGGAAAGGACUUUGAUAGAGACAGUAUCAGUUCUCUUAAAGCCAGAAAACUCAUAGUACCACAGAUAUGGAAGGGGUAUUCCAUAACAAAAGGUCCUAAUUAUGCUCCCGAGAGAAAGAAAGUGGCCACUGAUUUGACUCGAGAAAAUCUUCAAAACUGGAAAGAGUUAGAGUUUAAGGAGUAUAAUUUCAAUGCUAAAGGAGCGCCUCUUGAAGCGGGGCAUCUUCACGCCCUUCUCAAGGUGCGGAAGCAGUUUAAAGACAUAUUUGUUCAGAUGGGGUUUGAGGAGAUGCCAACAAACAACUUUGUGGAGAGCAGCUUCUGGAAUUUUGAUGCAUUGUUCCAGCCUCAGCAGCACCCUGCUCGUGAUUCUCAUGACACCUUCUUUCUAAAAGCACCUUCUACUACAAGGACUCUGCCGGAAGAUUAUGUUGACAGGGUAAAAUGUGUUCAUGAGUCUGGUGGUUAUGGAUCAAGAGGGUAUAAUUAUGAUUGGAAAAGAGAAGAAGCUAACAAGAAUCUUCUCCGUACUCACACAACGGCUGUCUCAUCUCGGAUGCUUUAUGCACUAGCACAGAAACCUUUUGUGCCCAAGAAGUACUUUUCCAUUGACCGUGUCUUCAGAAAUGAGGCUGUUGAUCGGACCCACCUUGCAGAGUUUCAUCAAAUUGAAGGUUUGAUAUGUGAUCGGGGCCUUACACUGGGAGACCUGAUUGGUGUAUUAAAAGACUUCUUCUCACGCUUAGGGAUGUCGAAACUGCGGUUCAAGCCAGCUUACAACCCUUACACAGAGCCAAGCAUGGAAAUUUUCAGUUACCAUGAAGGUUUAGGGAAGUGGGUGGAGAUAGGGAACUCGGGUAUGUUCAGACCCGAAAUGCUUCUACCAAUGGGUCUCCCCGAAGAUGUUCGGGUCAUUGCUUGGGGUCUUUCUCUUGAAAGACCGACGAUGAUAUUAUAUGGCAUAGACAACAUUCGGGAUUUGUUUGGACACAAGGUGGAUCUAGAUCUCAUUAAAAGGAAUCCAAUCUGCCGAAUUGGAAUCUGAGUGGUAUUCUUAUUGGUUCUUUUACUAUUGUUCAAGAUGAUGCUACUUUAUAUGUUAGCCUUUUUGAUGAUCCCUUGGUAUUUUCAGUUCUAACUCUCCGGUUAUUGGACUUGCAUCCAUAUUAAUGCUUGUGUGUGCUCAACUCAGUUACGUUACUGCUUGUCGAGAUUUUGUUCUUUUUGGUUAUGUUCGUUACUUGUAAUAUCAUCUUUGCUCACUA